UGUGUAAUAUCGGCGCACGCUGAUUUGUGAGAGCUCUGCCUGGCUGCUCGCUUGGUUACUUGCAGUCAGCACAGCGUGGGCGAGCGAAUAAUUCUGUAAACGCUCCAGUUCUCUUUUGCAAACGUCCUGGUUCUCGUUUUCUAUAGAAGUUGGCCAGCAAUGUCAGAUAACCAGGAUACCGAGACGUUAUCAGGAGAGUGCGGUGAGACACAGGAAUCUCAGGACCCUAACUCAAACCCUGUGAGAACCGAGGAGGCCAAACUGAAAGCAAAGUAUCCUAAUUUGGGCCAGAAGCCAGGAGGAUCAGACUUUUUGAUGAAAAGACUUCAGAAAGGACAAAAGUACUUUGAUUCAGGUGAUUAUAACAUGGCCAAGGCAAAGAUGAAGAAUAAGCAACUACCAGCAGCAACUGGCCCAGAAAAGAGUAUAGUCACUGGUGAUCACAUUCCAACUCCACAGGACUUGCCACAAAGAAAGUCCUCCUUAGUCACAAGCAAACUGGUUGGCUAAUCACUACCUCAGAUCCUGAGUGACCCCUUCUCAAAUUUACUCUCAACUUCAGAGCUCCAUUGGGAUUGUGCACUAUUUGCUUCAUAUUUUGGGUUAUAAGGCUUUUUUUUUUUUUAAAUAACUCCUAUCCUCUCUCAACAGCUCUAGCAUGAUCCACCACACUGUCUCACACACAUCUGGCUCGAGAGCAGUCUGUUCAAUGAAGGGCCAGUUAAGGUGACAAGGCUAUUUUAAUGCACUUUAUGAUCUAUACACCUUCUCUAGGAGUGAGCUAAAAAUCUUUGUUUAAAAUCGUUGCGGUCACAGACAGUUUGAUCCCUCAUUAAAUACUAAUCAUAUUUACAGGUUCAUAGAGAUGUUCUUUGGCAUUAGCAGCAUAAGAUUGUUUUAUAAAGCAUUUAGACAUACUACUUGGCUAUUUUGGCUUCAAAUGCAUGUUUGCAAUGUCUGUAAUUUUCUCAUUUCAGUCUGAUGAAAUGUUUUUGGUUUUUGAAUUCAGAUUACGAAAUUUGGUACUCCUCAAGAGGCUCGAGUUAGAAUGGGAAGAGACCAAAAUGGAUCAAUGUAUCACAAUAAUAAAAAAUUCUUCAACCAAGGACCUGACCCAGCACAGAACAUUAUGUUCAGGUCACCUGACUUGACGUAGUUUAGUAAAACAAUGCAGCCUCGUACUGAAUAAUUAUGCGGAAUAGCUCAGGCUCAUAAUUAAGGUAAUAAAUGUAAGCAUACAUUCAUUACUUUUUUUUUCACUUGUAUCAUACACAUCAGGAGUUUCCAAGGUACAAUCAUUCAGUCUGUGAUAUUAAUGUGUGUGAAGCAGGGACACGAAGAGGAUAUACAGGCAGAUGGAAAAGCACAUUACAUGUGAUAAUGUACGUUUUAAUAAUUUGAUUCAAUAAGUGUGUUCAGGUAAGAGUUUAUAAAAAAAAUCAUUAUCCUGAUGUCAAUGUGUCUGCAUUCUUAAACAAAGAAGGCUAGCUUUUGAUCUCUAGGAUAAUUUUGUUUAGGUUUUGAUAAUAUUAAUCAUAGUUUGUAAUGAGUUUAUAGCAAAUACACCUACUUCAGAAAUCUACAAAGUUAGACUCCCUUAACUCUAAAAGUUCAAAUCCAGUUUAAAUUACUUCACAUGUACAAACCAAGGACGGAGGUGAUACAAGUCUAUCAGUAACCAAGAAGAUAAUCAGAUUUUGCUGAAAACUAUUCAGGGACUUUAACAGUAUAAUCAUAUUCAUAAUCUGCAUAUUGAGUGGAAUUCUUUGUAAAAGUGUCAUGUAUCUCACACUCAUCUGAGUGACCUUGACUGUGUCAGAUGUAAGAAUGAUGAUAAUACGGUGGAUUGAGAAAAUUUGCAGGCAAAAUCAAAAAGUAUGCAUUUUGAGCAUGAUUACAUUUGAAUGUUGUUUGGGUGUUAUUGUGAAUAAUGUAUUAUGUACAGUGUUGUACCAUAAACUCUUUUAGCUGAUCUCAAAUUGUAAAUAGAUAGCACAUUUAUUUUAAUAUUUGUAUUUGUUUUCAGCACCACAUCUUCAGUUUUCUUUAUCUCCACUCUGCAGGUUUCCUAUGACCAAAAUCGUUUGUGAAGCUGUUUGCUAAACAUCCUCCUUUGCAACAUUUUCUUGUAAUUAAUACAGAAUAUUAGUAAGAACCCCAUAAAUAGAUAUCAUUUUUCUCAUUACAAAGCUGUUAAGAGUUCAGUUAAACAGAAAACAUACUGGGUUACUAUUAAGGCAUAUGCAGUUGUAUAAAGGUGUAGAUGAGGAAACCUUCCCAAGUUGUGUAUAUUUGUAUAAUAACGACACAAGUAUCUUUAUUCUAAUAUUUUGUUGGAGUUAUAAAAGAGAUAACCAGGAAAGGCUCUUUAGGAAAUACUGCUUUAGAAACGAGAAGAUCUAUGGGGCUGGUUAAUGAGAUCCAUGCAAAUAUUUAAUUUUGCAUUAAAAGGUCAACUCACCACAGCUUUAACAUGAACUGCCCCAUCCACUGCUUGAACAUUUUGGAGUUCCAAAAACUAAUGUUUACUGUGUGUAUCUGUGUACUCCGUGCUGUACAUGCACAGACAGACAUGCAUGCACCUUACCUUUAUGUAUUUAUGAUUUCAGAAGACUACUGUGGAAUUGGCAUUGAGUAAUGAUAAACAUGCCAAGAAAAGAAACUGGUUUUAAGCAUCAUCGUAGGUGGUAAUGAUACCAAGAUCUAUCAGGUUCUGAAAGAUGGAAAAAGCUGAUGAUUGUUGUCUGGAAUAAAGUUUUACAUUGA
This is a messenger RNA of Neoarius graeffei (lesser salmon catfish), 2766 nucleotides long. It is a transcript of the gene ensab, whose product is annotated as endosulfine alpha b. Lineage: Eukaryota; Metazoa; Chordata; Actinopteri; Siluriformes; Ariidae. Gene Ontology annotation, molecular function: protein phosphatase inhibitor activity. The record is from RefSeq and is a predicted model, not a curated record. Bases 160 to 510 code for a protein of 116 amino acids. The transcript has 3 exons. Gene Ontology annotation, cellular component: cytoplasm.